AUGAAAGCCGUGUACAGCGAAUCUAGUUACAAUGUGUCGAUGCUCCAGACAAGAUGCCUUGUGGCCUUGACUUUGGCGACUUCUUGUACGCUUACAAUAAGGGCGAACAUCAAUGUGUUUCUAACAAAACCAGGGCGGUAUGAUCGCCGCUACGGGGCUUUCGAUGACACGGAGCGCCUGGAGAUGCUCGAACGCACAAGGGAGAUGUUUACAUUCGCCUACGACUCUUAUAUGCAACACGCGUUCCCGGCAGACGAGCUUAAUCCCAUAGACUGCUGCGGACGAGGUCCCGAUCUUUUACACAGAGACAAUAUUAACAUAAAUGACGUACUCGGCGAUUAUAGUCUGACACUGGUGGAUUCCCUGAGCACGCUUGCUGUGAUGGGGAAUCAUUCCGAAUUCAAGAGAGCGGUAAAGCUGAUACUGGAAAACGUAUCCUUCAGCAGGAAUAACACAGUCCAGGUUUUCGAAGCCAAUAUCCGUCUUCUUGGGUCGUUGUUGAGCGCCCAUCUCUUGAUAACUGACCCGAACAAGCAUCUCGGUGAUCUGACCCCCGCUGGGUACAACGAUGAGUUGUUGACUUUAUCAAGAGAUCUCGCGAACAGAUUGCUGCCCGCAUUCGAAGGAACCUCGACUGGAAUUCCGUUUCCCAGGGUGAAUCUUAUUACAGGCGUUCCGACGAACUGCUCCACUCAAACGUGCACGGCGGGGGCGGGGAGCCUUCUUCUCGAGUUCGGGGUUCUGACACGGCUUACUGGAGAUGUCGUGUUCGAAAAUGUUGCGCGCCGUGCUGUCAAAGCUUUAUGGUUGAGAAGGAACGAGCAAACAGGACUUCUUGGAAACGUCAUCGAUGUCCAUUCUGGUCAAUGGGUGGGGACGCUAUCCGGUAUAGGGGCUGGCAUGGAUUCCUUUUUCGAGUAUUUGCUCAAGAGCUACAUAUUGUUCGGGGAUCGAGAGGAUUACGUUCGUUUCAAUGAGAGCUAUUCACUGAUUAAGAGGUACAUGCGUAAAGGGAGACUGGAGUGCAAUGCUGGCUCCGGUGAUCAUCCUCUUUACGUCAACGUCAACAUGGCCAAUGGGCGCACAGCAACCCUGUGGAUCGACGCACUCCAAGCCGCAUUCAGUGGGGUCCAGGUCCUGGUCGGCGACGUAGAGGAGGCGAUAUGUUCUCACGCACUGUAUCACGCAAUUUGGCGGAAGUUCGACGCUCUCCCCGAGAGAUUCAAUUGGCACUCCAUGAAUGCUGACGUACACUUCUACCCGCUGCGACCUGAGCUAGCUGAAAGCACAUAUUUGUUAUAUCGAGCGACCAAGAAUCCUUUCUACCUCCACGUUGGAAAAGAAAUUCUACACAGCUUGAAUACUUAUUCGAAAGCGAAAUGUGGUUACGCGACGAUCCACGACGUCCAUGACAAAUCUCUCGAAGAUCGAAUGGAAAGCUUUUUCCUCUCGGAAACUUGUAAAUAUCUCUACUUGCUCUUUGACUUCGAGAACCCCCUCAACAGUCCACGUGCUCCGAGCUUCAUUUUCACAACCGAAGGACAUAUCUUCCCGGUGAUAAAAGAUCUGCGCACAGCCGUCGACGGAACAUCCAACCCCGCGCUGAAACCUCCCGCCGAAGAUCCACCCUCGACGGAUGAGAUCCUUCUGUCGAAAGUUAACGCCUCCAUUGGCUGCAUGAAAGUUGAUCAAGAGCGCCAAUACUUGCUGCCCUUGAAGCAUGAGUAUCUCACCCAGGUGAGCACGUCCCUGGGGCUUGACAUAUCUCUGGGCAGCGAGGAUUUUCUCUUGGGAUGAUUCCCUCUGGAGCCUCGAAACAAGACGCAUUCCCGAAUAAAUCAAUGAUGAAUUCGUGCCGAUUGCUCCAUGGACUCUCUCGCGAGUCAGACUUCCCCAAAAGAAUUCCCACAUGAGGAUUGUGAGUGAGCCUGUUUUUAAUAAAUGGUGCGCCUGAA
Galendromus occidentalis (western predatory mite) is the source of this 1955-nucleotide messenger RNA. Its product is annotated as ER degradation-enhancing alpha-mannosidase-like protein 1. Gene Ontology annotation, biological process: mannose trimming involved in glycoprotein ERAD pathway; endoplasmic reticulum mannose trimming; carbohydrate metabolic process. Gene Ontology annotation, cellular component: membrane. The transcript has 10 exons. NCBI's taxonomy places the organism in Eukaryota, Metazoa, Arthropoda, Arachnida, Mesostigmata, Phytoseiidae. Gene Ontology annotation, molecular function: calcium ion binding; mannosyl-oligosaccharide 1,2-alpha-mannosidase activity. The record is from RefSeq and is a predicted model, not a curated record. The coding region runs from base 1 to 1797 and encodes 598 amino acids.